Molecule: messenger RNA, 1313 nt
Organism: Seriola aureovittata
Lineage: Eukaryota; Metazoa; Chordata; Actinopteri; Carangiformes; Carangidae
Product: transmembrane protein 252-like
Exons: 2
Coding region: 197-706 (169 amino acids)
Source: RefSeq, a predicted model, not a curated record
UUCAAAUUUGGAGAGGGAAUUUAUUCACAUUAUAGGUGCGUCUAACAUGGUCUUAUCCUGAGCAGGCACUAAAGGGAUGAAACUACAAUAUAAAUAGCUCCUGCCUGAUACCAGUGUCAUCAAGACUUGGGAAGGUACAGAAAUAAGAAGGAAAACGACACCUGGAAACUCCAAUAAAAAGCAACAAGGGAGUGAAAUGAUCAUGAAUGUGAAAAAGCAGCUGUGGUCUCUGGCCCGGAUAGUCCUGCCUGGUGUGGGAUUUGCGUUGACGUGCAUCGGGGCCUACCUGGUGUCCCUGCAGACCGAGUACCAACACACAUGGAAGGUCAUCCCAGGUUAUAUCGUGAUUGUCUUCGGCUUCCUGGCCAUGCUCGUCGGGGUCUUCUGGACCAUCUGCCUCAGCAUGAAGAGUAAGAUAUACCACAGGGGAAGACAUGAACAGCACAUCCACAUCUACACUAUUGAAAGACCGAGCUCCUUUCCUCCAUCAUAUGAGGAGUCCCAGGGAAGCCAAGUCUCUCCUGAUACAGUCCCUGAGACUGUGGUUGUGGUCGACGGAGUGGAUGUUGUCAUGGGUCUCGCUCCUCCGCUGUACAGCCAGGACAGCUCAGAGGCCCCGGACUGCACGUGGAGCUGGGAGCAGCCUCCGAAAUACACUCAGUUCGAGUGUGUUCAGCAAGAGCAGGGACAGGGACUAACUGUCUGAGAGAAAAGGGAGAAAUGCCGAUUAUAGAAAGGCAUGACUUCUAGACUGAGAUGAAAGAGAAAGUUCCAGAAGAAAAUGGGAAAGGGCUUGUAUUGCCGGAUUGUUCGGCUGGCAAACGAUGGACCACAGAGUCGUGUUGACAUCACCUGUGAGCCAUGAAUCUACACCCAGCGCCCAAACUCUGAACUCUAAUGUCUGACCGGACUGCUAACAGGCCGGUUUCAGCCCAGAGGUAUUAAUAGAGGAACGGUCUGUAGAGUUAAACUGUGGUUUUGUGCUGAUGUUACUCAAAUGGUUUUGUCUCUGGUUUCCUAAAACAAGGACAAGCUUCACAUUUGAACUGCAAAACUGUUGACAAAUAACAGAGGACGAUAUUAUUCCAGUUGGAUCCAUGGAAGUCUGAAUGGACAGAUGGAUUUUUACCUGCACUGUAGUUCAAUUUGUGAACUAUUAAAAUCAAACACUCCUGUAUGUUUACAAGUAUAAUACCACUCUGUGUAUAGAGGUGAGUGAUGUUACCCCUGUUCUAGGGUUGUUUGUAUUAUGGAAUAAAAAUAUCUGCACUGUGUCAUUAUAUUGCUUGUGCUCAAAAUGUUUCUUCCUCAAU